AUGAAUAAAUAAUUCAUAAUAUUUGCAUUGUUGCUUACAUUAGCAACUAGUCAAACCUAUAGUCUAACAUCGUGCACAUGUGCAUAAUUGUUAUCAGAAGGAGAUUGUAUAAAAAAUACCUAACUUGGCUGUUCAUGGGAUAGCACAAAGAAAACUUGUGCUGUUUCUACUACUCCAGUCACUCCAACAGUGUCUUAUGCAGCAUAUUGUGAUACAUUUGCUGAGGCAGAUUGUCCUAAAGCUAAGCCUUGUACUGAUUGUGGUAACUAUGCUGCCUGUGCCUGGGUUUCAGGAAAAUGUACAUUCUUCACAGGAUGCACAGCCUUUUCAAAAACAACAGAUCCUGAAUGUUAAGCAAUAAGUAAUAGAUGUAUUACAGAUGGAACUCAUUGUGUAGAAGUUGAUGCUUGUAGCACAUAUAAGAAACAACUCCCUUGUGUAAAAAAUACUGCAGGAAGUUUGUGCUAUUGGGAUACAACAAAUAACACUUGUGUAGAUGCUAAUACCUGUGAUAAAUUACCAGCAAGUUUUGCUACAGAUAAAGAAUGCAGAGAUGUCAUAUCAACUUGUACAACAAAGACUGGAGGUGGAUGUGUUGAUAGUGGAAAUAAUUGCAGUGAUUAAACAUUAGAAAUUCAAUGUGUUUGGAAUAAAUUAAAGUCUACUGCAUGUUAUUGGGAUGGAGCUGCAUGUAAAGACAGAAUUUGUGAUAAUGCACCAACUACAUUAACAACUGAUGAUACAUGUAAGACAUUUAGAACUGAUGGAACAUGUACAACAAAAGCCAAUGGAGGAUGUGUUACUAGAACCACUUGUGCAGCUGCUACUAUCUAAGCUGCUUUGUGUUAAAAAUAGUUCAAAUGGAGAUUGUUAUUGGACAGGAACUGCAUGUGUUGA
Molecule: messenger RNA, 897 nt
Organism: Paramecium tetraurelia
Lineage: Eukaryota; Ciliophora; Oligohymenophorea; Peniculida; Parameciidae
Exons: 1
Source: RefSeq, a predicted model, not a curated record